Messenger RNA from Cladophialophora yegresii CBS 114405, 2637 nucleotides. RefSeq lists its product as uncharacterized. Lineage: Eukaryota; Fungi; Ascomycota; Eurotiomycetes; Chaetothyriales; Herpotrichiellaceae. The record is from RefSeq and is a predicted model, not a curated record. Gene Ontology annotation, molecular function: damaged DNA binding; protein binding. The coding region runs from base 1 to 2637 and encodes 878 amino acids. Gene Ontology annotation, biological process: double-strand break repair via homologous recombination; mitotic G2 DNA damage checkpoint signaling. Gene Ontology annotation, cellular component: Mre11 complex. The transcript has a single exon.
AUGUGGAUCCUCGACAGCAAUGCGGACUUCAUGCAGGGCAAGCGCAUGUGGCUCAAGCCUGGCCAGCGCUACCUCUUCGGUCGGGUGAAGAAAGACGGUGUCAUGCUCGCCAUCGAUCACAAGACGGUAUCCAGACAGCAUUUCACCAUCACUGUCGAUCCGGUGAAAGAAGGCGAUGUGGGAAAUAUCCUUGCUCGGACGAAGGUACGAGUCGAAGAUCAUUCGAAGACCGGCACCUUCGUCAAUGGCGAGCCUCUCAAAAAGAAGGAUCCAAAGAACGAGGCGGAACUGAAUCCCUCCACCGAGCUUAAGCGUGCUGAAAACUCAAUUCGACCAGGAACAUGCCCGUACGAGUUUACGCUUACGUGGCAGGCGUGUGUGCUCACUUUCAACCUGCUCAAGAAAGAGAUCAAGGCUGGCGUGCUAAAGGACAAGCAGGCAAGAGUGCGAGACUAUGAUAUCAAAGGUAUCAGUGAAUUCUCCAACCACACCACACACGUCGUUGCCGCCAAGAGGAAUACUCCCAAGGGCUUGCAGGCACUGGUCAACGGCAAACACCUUGUGACCGAGGCAUAUCUGGAUGCUCUGGAUUAUGCCACCACCCCUGCAACUUUGAGCCAAGAUGUCAAUCUAUCUCCCUUGGAAAUCGACUUCGACGUCAACUGGCCCGACCCAAAAGAGUACCUUCCUCCUCCUGGAAAGGAGCCCACCGCGAAACCGCCAGAGGCCUAUCAACCAGAUACAGCUCGAGCCAGUGUCUUUGAGCACUACACCUUUGUGUUCUGUGAUCAGAAUCAGUAUGAUAAUCUGAUGCCGGUCAUCACAGACGGGCAUGGAAAGGCGCUUUUAUUCAAGGUGGUUAAUGCUGAGACAACGGGUGAUGACCUCCUACAAUUCGUGCAAUGUGUUGCUGGCCGCAAGCAUGGUGAGACGCUGAAUGGCUGUUCGAAGGGCGGGGUCAUCUUGGUCCGUCCUUCCGUCAAGGACGACGCUCUACAGGAAUGGACCAACACAAUCAUCAAUGAGACUGUGCUGAAGAUGGAUCAACGGGCCAUUGACCAAUCUGAGUUUCUGGAGGCCAUAUUGUCCAAUGAUGCUGGAGUCUUGAAGGAGACGGUGCCAUUUGAGAGCACAAAUGAUAGUAUCAUUGCGCCUGCACCGACUGCUGCUAAUUCUCUUGUCUCGCCCACACCAACGUCGGCCCACACGAACGGUGUUCCCGGGUCUCAGAUAUCAGAUAUCAGUGCUGCUCCAGAAGCAGAUACACGCCUGGCAACAAACGAAGGCGCUCCAGCCGCCCACCAUCCGCGGACUGCGUCUCAGAAUGUCUCCCAAAACAGUCAUUCUGCAGAGCCCACUCCCCGACCGUUCUCAGCGCCUAAAAUCUCGCAGGCCCUCAAGUUCAAGAAUUUCGAUGAUGGAUUCGACCCGGACGCAAUCGAUGAGCAUGUCGAUGAUGAGGUCGUUGAGGAAGCAGAAUCGGACGAUCCUGAAGCACCACGGACACAGCCAGGACUCCAGACUCAGGUCUCGAACAUCAAGCAAGAGCCCCUGUCCACGGCUAGGAAGAGACAACGCUCUCCGGAGUCAGCUGAUCUUUUUGCUAAUCAGAUAGAUGAUCUCCUUCCAGCUGCAACCGGUCUGAAGAGACAGAAGCUAGCGGAGGCAGUCGCCAAUGGUCGUCUCGACGUAGAGGUGCCCCAACCGCAAAAGUCGUCGGUCAAGAAGAUCAAGAAGGAAAAGGUCCUUGACGUGCGUGAAGCCGUGAGAAAGCGUCUCGAGGAACAGGAAGCCAGAAAGGAUGAUUCCCAUAUGGGUCUGCCGGAUAUUGAAGAUAAAGCACCUGCCAACCUGGUCCAGGUUGUUACUCUGGAUCUUCCCCUCCGCGACAAGAGUAACGGGACCAAAGACCGUAUGAACGGAGACCACGGCUCGGAGUGGGAUCCAAAAUGGAACGGACGCAAGAACUUCAAGGCGUUCCGUCGCAAGGGCGAUCCGCCACAGCGGAGAGUCAAUGCUAGGAAAGUUAUUGUGCCGCUAGAGCCAGUUCCCAUCAAGAGCGGUGGGUUGGGCGAUCAAUACUGGCCACGCAGCGAAGAGGAAAGGGAGGUUGGAAGGCAACGAAGACGCAAGGAGGAGGCGAGGAGUCAGCGGACGACUCAAAGUCAGACGCAACAAAUGAGUGGAAACAGCGGUCGGAGAUCGAAGGCCCGAGUAGUGGUUGACGAUGACGACGACGAUGACAUGGACGCUUCUGGUGGAGAGGAUGGUCAAGACAGAGUAUUCACGCAAACAAGCCCAGCAACAUCGCGUCUGCAGCGCGAAGCAGCGGAGAUCGCAGAGCACGAAAUUGAUCCGACCAUACCGAGACGGACUCGUGCCGCAGACCGAAAUCAAGGAGCCAGCGUGAAUGGUUCUGACACCAAAGGCGGCGGCGCGACCCAGAGAAGGACAGAAGUGCAGAGAGGCAAGAGGCCCGCGAGCUCGAUUGUUGAUACCAGCAAGCCCAAACGUCAGAAGACCUUGCGUGUCACAAAUGUCCGGAACGACGACAGCGACGAUGACGACGAUAUGAAAUUCCGCUUUGGUACAAGAGCCAGAAGGGGCAGGGGAAGGGGGAGAGGAGGCGGGGCUUGA